GCACGACGGGCGGGGUCAGCCCGCAGUGGCCCACUGGGAGCCGGAGGCGGAGCUUGCGCGGAAAACCCACAUUCAGGGUGCCGCUCCCGGCCAUGGCCGAGAAGCGGGCCCGGGACCCAGAUCCGGUCCCUAACCCGUCGGUGCUGUUCCUGCACCCGGACCUAGGUGUAGGCGGCGCCGAGCGGCUGGUGCUGGACGCGGCGCUGGCGCUGCAGGCACGCGGGUGUAGCGUGAAGAUCUGGACAGCGCACUAUGACCCGGGCCACUGUUUCUCUGAGACCCGCCAGCUGCCGGUGCGCUGCGCCGGGGACUGGCUGCCGCGCAGCCUGGGCUGGGGUGGCCGCGGCGCCGCGGUCUGCGCCUAUGUGCGCAUGGUGUACCUGGCGCUCUACGUGCUGUUCCUCGCUGACGAGGAGUUCGAUGUGGUCGUAUGCGACCAGGUGUCUGCCUGUAUCCCUGUGUUCAGGCUGGCCAGACGACGUAAGAAGAUCUUGUUUUACUGUCACUUCCCAGAUCUGCUUCUCACCAAGAGAGAUUCUUUUCUUAAACGGCUAUACAGAGCCCCAAUUGACUGGCUAGAAGAAUACACCACAGGCAUGGCAGACUGCAUCCUGGUCAACAGCCAGUUCACAGCUACUGUUUUUAAGGAAACAUUCAAGUCCCUAUCUCACAUAGACCCUGACAUCCUGUACCCAUCUCUGAAUGUUGCCAACUUUGAUUCAGCUGUUCCUGAAAAGCUUGAUGACCUAGUCCCCAGGGGAAAAAAAUUUCUGUUCCUCUCCAUCAACAGAUAUGAAAGGAAGAAAAAUCUGACUUUGGCACUGGAAGCACUAGUGCAACUGCGUGGAAAAUUGACAUCCCAAGAUUGGGAGAGGGUUCAUCUGAUCAUAGCAGGUGGUUAUGAUGAGAGAGUCCUAGAGAAUGUGGAACACUAUCAGGAGUUGAAGAAAAUGGUCCAACAGGCUGACCUUGAACAGUAUGUGACCUUCUUGAGGUCUUUCUCAGACAAACAGAAAAUCUCACUUCUCCAUGGCUGCACGUGUGUGCUUUAUACACCAAGCAAUGAGCACUUUGGCAUCGUCCCUCUUGAGGCCAUGUACAUGCAGUGCCCCGUCAUUGCUGUUAAUUCAGGUGGGCCUUUGGAGUCCAUAAUCCACGGUGUCACGGGGUUUCUGUGUGAGCCUGACCCAGUGCACUUCUCAGAAGCAAUAGAAAGGUUCAUCCAUGAACCUUCCUUAAAAGCCACUAUGGGCCUGGCUGGAAGAGCCAGGGUGAAGGACAGGUUUUCCUGUGAAGCAUUUACAGAACAGGUCUACCAUUAUGUAACCAAACUGCUUGUAUAAUCUGAUUCCUUUUAUGCAAUUUUUAUGAUUGUAGACCUAGUUUUGAAACCAAAAAACCUAGAAUCUAGUGCAAAAGAGAUUUAUAAAAAAAAUAAUAAUAAUAAACUUGAGUCUUGAAUCUGAGCUACCUUCCUGUACACCACACCUCCUUGUCUACUUUUCAGAGAAACUGUAUCUUUCAUGGUAUAAUCAUUCCAAGUCUUAGCAGUGUGAAUUUAUAAAUAUGGCACUAUUCCAUGUUCAACAGAAUAUUUUAAUUCUAUUUCCCCUAGAUUAUUCCUCUGCCUAUAAACUUAGAAUCAUAGUGUGCCUUAAUCAGUCUUGAUAGAUUAAGUGUGUUAUUAUCGAACUUGAUUAAUUUGGCUCCAUAGCAUAAUGAGAACAGGGUUACUGUUAUUCCCAGAAUCAGUCCACCAAAGUGUUCAUGAUCAUCUGCUAGGAAAUUUUUGUUAGUCAUACCAUUUCCUGGAUCCAUAGCAAGAGUGCUGUGUUUUUUUUUUGGUUUGGUUUGGGGCUUUUGACAAAGAUGAUUUAUUGUAUUUUUGCACAUGUAGACAUAAUAAAAGGUGUCUAUCA
This is a messenger RNA of Otolemur garnettii (small-eared galago), 1919 nucleotides long. It is a transcript of the gene ALG2, whose product is annotated as ALG2, alpha-1,3/1,6-mannosyltransferase. Gene Ontology annotation, molecular function: GDP-Man:Man(1)GlcNAc(2)-PP-Dol alpha-1,3-mannosyltransferase activity; alpha-1,3-mannosyltransferase activity. The transcript has 2 exons. Bases 93 to 1343 code for a protein of 416 amino acids. Lineage: Eukaryota; Metazoa; Chordata; Mammalia; Primates; Galagidae. The record is from RefSeq and is a predicted model, not a curated record.